Drosophila mauritiana is the source of this 1860-nucleotide messenger RNA. RefSeq lists its product as uncharacterized. The transcript is spliced from 5 exons. The coding region runs from base 530 to 1495 and encodes 321 amino acids. The record is from RefSeq and is a predicted model, not a curated record. NCBI's taxonomy places the organism in Eukaryota, Metazoa, Arthropoda, Insecta, Diptera, Drosophilidae.
GAGCGAUCAGUUUGAGCCGAGAUCGCUACGCGUUCGCUUCGAUUUUGUCCAAUUUUUGCAAUCUCCGCGAUUGCCAAACAAACAAAACAAAGUUGUACUCCAACGAAAAAAAAAAAAAUCUGAGAUAAAUAACGCGCAGCAAAAGCAACUAUUUUUAGCGGAUUACGUGAGUGUCAUUUGAAUUUUUUCGACGUGAAGUAUACGCCCGAUCUGCUGGCGAAAAAAAAAAAGAAAAAGAAAAGAACAAACAGAGUGCUGACCAAAUUUGCUCGCCAUCUGUAUGUCAGCAGCCAAGUGAAGUGUAAUGAAAUGUGUACAGCGGCCAAAAACUAACAACCUGUCGCACUGGCUGGCAAAAAGCGUUAACAAUAAAUAAGCGAAACAAUACCAACAGCACGGCCAGUUCAACUGUAUAACAAUGAGGAGAGAAGGCACCUCGAGGAAUUGCUAGACGGGUCCAUUAGCAGUCAAUCAGCCGCAGAGAAGAGCCAGCAAAAGAUACAGAUACAGGCGGAGCAAAAGAUACAGGAUGCACGAGAGACAAGUGAAGAAGUUGAAGGGCAGCCAUUAUGUGGCCACGCACGGUCGCCUCACUCCGGAUCCGCCCUACGUCCACUCGAACCGUGGCUACUCCACCGACGGCGAUGAGACCCACUCCCACCGGGCGCCCUCGGAGCGCACCUACUCGGAGUACACGCUGACCCACGAGCGCAUCUCGCCGCAGUACAAUGGUUCGCGCAAGAAGCGCUCCUCAUCCUCGAAUGGACACCACCAGCACCUGCAGAGCAGCUACAGCCACAGUCAGAUGGGGCUCUCCAGUUCGCCGGACAACGGAGGACCUCGCUCCCUCAGCGGACCGCCGCCCACGCGCCAGCCACCGCGUGCUCCGUCCGCCCUGAGCUACGACCAGGCUGGUGACGCCGGCAGCGACAUCUAUGUUACCAGUGCCGCCUACAAGGCGCCCUCCGAGAUCAGUCGCUACAGUCAGCGUCCAGUGUCGCGAGGAGCUCCACGGAGUGUUUACUCGGUGGCCAGUACGGCCAAGACCGGACGCAGUGCGCGCUCGACGACGCGGCGAGGCGCCAAGGUGGAAACGAUGUCCGCCCCAAAUCCAUUUUGCCCCAAUGUCAAGGGCGUGUGCUGCCUGAUGCUGUUGCUCAACUUGGGCCUGAUCCUGGUGACGCUGGGAUUCGUCAUUGUGGUGCAGUUCUAUGAGCCACUGUACGUGUGGAUACUGGGAAUUGUGUUCCUGGUCUUUGGCUUCCUCACGCUGAUCGGCUGCAUGAUCUACUGUGUGUACGUGUUCCGGGAUGCGAAGACGCCGUCGCAGGUGCGCAACGAGGAUCUCUACUGGACGCGGCACUGGCAGAAGAACAUCGGAUACACGCCGCAGGAGAUCAACUACAAGGCGGACAAGUAUGAUGCCUACUCGGAUCGCUAUUCGGUUAGCAAGCUGAGUGGCAAAUACUCGGAUCGCGAGAGCCAGCGAUACUGAUUGUUAUGCAUAUGUACGUACAUAUGCGGUUUGAUGAAAGGGGAUCCUUUGGGCGGAGAAGAAAUAUGAAUAGCCACAUAUAAACCACUUAUAUCUUAACUAAUUGUAAGACUAUCUACUAGUUCUAAACGGUUAUUAACAAGGCCCCUCAACGUACCUGCUGCAAGUUGCUUGCUGGUUUGUAUGUUUUAAGAGUGAAACUGACGGGAGACGCGAACGCGAGGAUGCAACAGAGUAUUGUAAUCUGCCAUAUUUGAGAAGGUUUAUUAGGUUUGAUUUGGCUAAUCAACAGGAGAGUUUUAUGCUAAAAUUGUAACUGCAAUUGUAACACACGAGAAAUAAACAAGCAAAUAAUACCUACUAGA